AUGAAUUGCAGGACAUCCUGAAGAAAUACUCUUUAAACUUCUCAAAAGAACAAAUGAAGAUCUUCAAUGACCCCAUUCAUGGACACAUGGAGCUGCACCCCCUGCUGGUGAAGAUCAUUGACACUCCUCAGUUUCAGAGACUCAGACACAUCAAACAGCUGGGAGGGAUAUACCUGGUCUAUCCUGGCGCUUCUCACAAUCGCUUUGAACACUCUCUUGGUGUGGCAUAUUUAGCAGGUUGUCUAGUGAAAAUCCUUCAUGACAAUCAGCCUGAGCUCAACAUUAACAAACAGGAUUUCCUGUGUGUUCAGAUCGCUGGUCUGUGUCACGACUUGGGUCAUGGUCCAAUUUCUCAUUCAUUUGAGAGGUGGGUUAUUCCUGAAGCCAAAAAAUCUUCUUAUCAACAGCAUGAGCAGAUGUCAGUCCAGAUGUUCGAUGACAUUGUGAAACGUCUGAAGGCUGAGAAUGAAGAUGUGUUUGAAGAACAUGGACUGGGUGAUAAAGACGUCACCUUCAUUAAAGAGUUAAUCAAAGGGGCAAAAACUUCAGAGGUACAUAUUGAUGUGUGGGGAUACAAGGGCAGAGUUGAAGACAAAUCCUUCCUGUAUGAGAUUGUGGCAAAUAAACAGAACGGCAUUGAUGUGGACAAAUGGGACUAUUUCGCACGAGACUGUCAUCACCUGGGCAUUCGAAACAGUUUUGACCAUCAGCGUCUGCUGAAGUUUGCUCGAGUCUGUGAAGUGAACGGGAGAAAACACAUCUGCUUCAGAGACAAGGAGGCUGAUAAUGUUUAUGACAUGUUUCGCACCCGAUACACUCUCCAUCGCCAGGCCUAUCAGCACAAGAUGGGCUACAUCAUUGACACCAUGUUUGCAGAAGCACUCAUACUAGCUGAUCGUGAUCUUCAUGAAGAAAAACCCGAAGAUAUGUUGAAGAUUUCUGAAUCCAUAAAAACAGCAGAGGACUACAGCAAACUCACAGAUGAGAUCUUUGAGCAGAUUUCAUCCUCCACUUCUGAUAAUCUGAAGGAAGCUCGAGACAUCUUGAACAAGAUCAUCAGAAGAAAACUGCCAAAGUUUGUUGGAGAAGCCCGACUGACUGAGAACAGCAUGUCAAAGGAAGAGCUGACAGAUUCAUGGAAGGCAGCUGUACACAAGUAUGAACCCGCAGACCCGACUGUUUCUCUGAGCGCUGAUGACUUCUCCGUUUAUCUGGUUGAUCUGGAUCACGGCAUGAAGGACAAAAACCCCAUUGAAAAGGUGUUUUUCUACAGCAAGAGGAAACCCAACGAAGCUUCUGCCAUUAAAGAUUAUCAGCUCUCCAGUUUCCUGCCACUGAGGUUUAAUGAAGAGCUGGUCAGAGUUUACUACAAAACAACUGAUGGGAAUAAAGAUGAGCUGAAGAAGAAAGUGGAGGAGGCUGAGAAGUGCUUUCAGGAUUGGUGUAAAUCCAAAUUUGGAUGCCUUUAAUGGUUUAUAAUAUAUCAUAUUUAAGUUUGUGGCUGCACAAUCAGUACAAGUGUCUGUAAUUUCACUGAUUGUUUAAUG
Molecule: messenger RNA, 1547 nt
Organism: Carassius auratus (goldfish)
Lineage: Eukaryota; Metazoa; Chordata; Actinopteri; Cypriniformes; Cyprinidae
Product: deoxynucleoside triphosphate triphosphohydrolase SAMHD1-like
Exons: 13
Coding region: 54-1469 (471 amino acids)
Biological process (GO): regulation of innate immune response; dGTP catabolic process; defense response to virus
Cellular component (GO): nucleus
Molecular function (GO): dGTPase activity
Source: RefSeq, a predicted model, not a curated record